Molecule: messenger RNA, 597 nt
Organism: Eutrema salsugineum
Lineage: Eukaryota; Viridiplantae; Streptophyta; Magnoliopsida; Brassicales; Brassicaceae
Product: disease resistance protein RPP4
Exons: 2
Coding region: 1-597 (198 amino acids)
Biological process (GO): signal transduction
Source: RefSeq, a predicted model, not a curated record
AUGCCACGUUUGUUAGCACCUUGUUCAAAACUCGCAUACACAAGAUACAUAAGAAAACCAACCAUACCUAACCCAAACCGAUGUGAUAUUUUCAUCAACCAUCGAGGGAUCGAUACAAAGAAGACUAUCUCAGGUCUAUUAUAUGAUCAUUUCAAUAGACUGCGUUUGAAUUCUUUCUUGGAUAGUAAGAGUUUAAAGCCCGGGGACAGACUUUUCGUUGAGAUCAAUGCAGCAAUCAAAGAAUGCAGUGUUGGUGUCGCUGUUUUCUCUCCUCGUUACUGCGACUCUUACUUCUGUCUCCAUGAACUCACGAAGCUUAUGGAGAACAAGAAGAGAGUCAUCCCUAUCUUUUGCGAUAUCAAGCCAUCAGAACUCUGCGUUAAGGACGACGGGACAUGUUCAGAUGCCGAGAUCGAGAGGUUUCAAUCGGCUCUCGAGGAAGCAAAAUAUACCGUAGGACUCACGUUUGAUACAUCUAAUGGAGACUGGUCAAAGUUCUUGGCCAUGGCAUCGGAUGCAGUCACGAAGAACUUGUUAGACGUUGAAGAGGAGAGACUAAGGAGCAUCAACCCCACGUACAAGCACAUAUCUGCUUAG